AUGGGUGACAACAUUCUUUGGUCAAGCAGGAUACUGGUUUCAACUGUUCAUAUCUAUCUAUCUAUCUUAUCUAUCUAUCUAUCGCAUUCUGUUCAUAUCUAUCUAUUUUUCUAUCUCUUUAUCUAUCUAUUGUGUUCUUUAUCUAUCGAAGGUUGUUCAUAUCUAUCUAAUUUUGUUCAUAUGUAUUUAUCUAUCUAUUUAUCGAUCUAUAUGCCUGUCGAUCUAUCUAUUUAUUCUCUUUUUUAUCUAUCGAAGGUUGUUCACAUCUAUCUAUCUAUCUAUCUAUCUAUCUAUCUAUCUAUCUAUCUAAUUCUGUUCGUAUCUAUUUCUCUAUCUCUUUAUCAAUCUAUAUAUCUAUGUCAGUUCAUAUCUAUCUAUCUGUUCUGUUUCUUAUACCUCUACAUAUACUUUUCUUUAUCUGUCAAUGUACCAAUCGAGUACUGUUCAUAUCUAUCACACUCUGUUCAUUAUCUAUCUAUCUAUCUAUCUAUCUAUACCUAUCUUAUCUGUUCAUAUCUAUCUAUCUAUCUAUCUCACUCUGUUCAUAUCUAUUUAUCUAUCUAUCUAUCUCACUCUAUUCAUAUCUAUCUAUCUCACUCUGUUCAUACUUAUCUAUCUAUCUAUCUAUCUAUCUAUCUAUCUAUCUAUCUAUCUCACUUUGUUCAUAUCUAUCUAUCUAUCUAUCUAUCUAUCUAUCUAUCUAUCUAUCUAUCUAAUAGACCGCUAAAUCCAGAUGGUAACUCUGAAUUUGUUUGUGGCUAUCUCCUUCCCCCAUCCCGCUCUCUCUCUCGCUCUCGCUCUCGCUCUCUCUUUCUUUCUCUCUUUCUUUCUCUCUCUCUCUCUCUCUCUCUCUAUAUAUAUAUAUAUAUCUCUAUCUCUCUCUCUUCAUAUUUUUCUAAUUCUUCCUAUCCCUCCUCCGCUUUGAAACUUGCCAUUCCUACACGGAUAAUGGUUCAUCAAGACUACCCUGUCCUUGGAGUGUUUGUUAUUUUUCUCCUCCAUUUUUUUAUAACCGAUUUUACUCUUUUUCUUGUUGGCUUUUUGAACGUCUUUCAAGCAGAAAACUUGAUUCGGCAGACGAUCGUCUUCUGCUCGUACAGACAUUGGUUCUUCCAUCUUUCUAACUCAGUUUGUUCAUGUCUGUCUGUUCAUCUAUCUAUCUAUCUAUCUAUCUAUCUAUCUAUCUAUCUAUCUAUCUAUCUCAGUUUACUUCUAUCUAUAAUAUGA
This is a messenger RNA of Acanthosepion pharaonis, 1227 nucleotides long. Lineage: Eukaryota; Metazoa; Mollusca; Cephalopoda; Sepiida; Sepiidae. The record is from the annotation of a GenBank genome assembly.